Messenger RNA from Plodia interpunctella (Indianmeal moth), 3776 nucleotides. RefSeq names its product DNA ligase 3 (gene DNAlig3). Gene Ontology annotation, cellular component: nucleus; DNA ligase III-XRCC1 complex. Gene Ontology annotation, biological process: DNA recombination; lagging strand elongation; DNA biosynthetic process. The record is from RefSeq and is a predicted model, not a curated record. Gene Ontology annotation, molecular function: zinc ion binding; DNA ligase (ATP) activity; ATP binding. The transcript is spliced from 4 exons. The coding region runs from base 289 to 3153 and encodes 954 amino acids. NCBI's taxonomy places the organism in Eukaryota, Metazoa, Arthropoda, Insecta, Lepidoptera, Pyralidae.
UCAAAUGUCAUUUUGACAUUUGACAUUGGGAAUAAAAUACAAUACAAAUAGGGAAACAAAACAAAUAUGAGUUAAUUCUUGUGGUUUAUCGACUAAUAAAUGCUCAAUUUAACCAUAAUUAAACACGAGUUCAAACCAUGAUAUUACUUAGAUAUUCUGUGUAUUUAUUUUAGUUAACAUUAGUGUUUUUACAUGUGGAAAAUUGUGGGGCAAGAUGUGGAAAUUUACUUAUUAGUGAGUGGAGUUGUAUUGUUCGUUGCGAAAUAUUUUGGUAAUUAUUAGUUCGCGAUGUCAGGUUUUACACCUUUCUAUGUAGACCGAGCUAAAGGAGGUAGGGCAUCAUGUAAAUUAUGUAAAAUAAAUUGCCCCAGUGGCGAAUUACGCUUGGCCAAAGUAGUGGCAAGUCCAUAUGGGGAGAAUCAACAAAUGAAAUCAUGGUAUCAUGUUUCCUGCUUCAUGAACAUGCUCUUGAAACAACGGCCAGCUACAAAACGCAUAGAUUCUAUUGACGACAUUGGCAAUUGGGACACUUUGAGCAAAGAUGAUCAAGAAACUCUCAUAAAGGAAAUAAAUUCAAUGGAAAAGUUGUAUGCUGAGAAAAAUAGUGGCAAAUAUACAGCUAAGGUAAUACAAAAUGAACAUAUAGUAAUUACAAACAGUGAUAGCAUCGACAAAAAAGAUUCAAAAGAAAAAGAUAACAUAAUAAAUACUGAUGACAAUAAAUUUUCAACAUUCUGUACUAUAUGCAAAAACAUUUCAAAAGUUGAUGCAUAUACAGACAAAACAGCUAUUGUUAAUACUUUCUUUCGUAAAGGUACAGAUGGCGAAUCAUUUAAGGGAGAUCUAGGUAUGUGGUGUAAAUUACUGCUGCCACAAAUAUCUAAGCGUGUUUACAAUCUCAAAAGCAAACAAUUGAUCAAAUUAUUUUCAAAAAUUUUUGGCACAGACCACGAUGACAUGCUAACUGAUUUAGAACAAGGCGAUGUUGCUAAAACAAUUAAAACAUUCUUUUUAAAGUCCAAGUAUGUACAACCAAGCUCUGAAAGUAUAUUAACAGUGCAUGAUGUGGACAAUUUUUUAGAAGGUCUUUCUAAGUUUACAAGAGAAGAAGAACAAAUUCAUCACUUCAAGAAGAUUGUGAAUAAAUGCACUGAAAAUGAUAUUAUGAUGUUGAUGCGGCUGAUAAAAGGUGACCUGCGAAUUAAUGCAGGGCCAAAACAUAUACUAGAAGGUGUCCACCCUGAUGCUUACAAUGUUUAUCAAACAUCUCGAGAUUUAGAUAUUAUAUUAGACAGGGUUUUAAGCAAGGGCACAGGAGUGAAACAUAAAGAUGCAACAAGUGAUAGUUUUUUGGCUAAAAUAGUUUUGAUGACUCCUGUACGCCCGAUGUUGGCUGAGGCAUGCAAAUCUGUAGAAAUGGCCAUGAAGAAAUGUCCAAAUGGAAUGUUUUCUGAAAUAAAGUAUGACGGUGAAAGAGUCCAGGUGCAUAAAAAAGGUGAUCAUUUCAGAUAUUUCUCUCGCGCUUUAAAACCUGUAAUGCCUCAUAAAAUCAGUCAUUUUCGUGAUUAUUUGCCAAAAGCUUUCCCUGAAGCUGUGGAUUUGAUAUUAGAUGCAGAAGUCUUGAUGGUUGAUGUGAAUACAGGGAAACCUUUACCGUUUGGUACGUUAGGUGUUCAUAAGCAAUCUGAGUUCAAAGAUGCACAGGUCUGUCUGUUUGUGUUUGAUAUUUUGUAUUACAAUGGUAAAGUAUUGCUUGAUAUUCCAAUAAGAAAAAGAAGGGAAUUACUGGAGGACCAUAUGAGUGAGGUCAAGAAUCACGUGAUGCUUUCAGAGCAGAAAUUAAUAAGGAAGCCAGCAGAUUUGGCUAAGAUGAUUGCUGAGGUGUUGCAAUUAGGACUGGAGGGCUUAGUUCUCAAAGACCUGGAGUCUCCGUACGAGCCUGGCAAGAGACAUUGGCUUAAGGUGAAGAAAGACUAUCUGUUUGACGGUGCCAUGGCUGAUACGGCCGAUCUUGUAGUCCUUGGCGCUUGGUUUGGUACGGGCAAAAAAGGCGGUAUGAUGUCAGUAUUCCUGAUGGGUUGUUACGACGCUCGUCGAAAGAAAUGGCUGACAGUAACCAAAGUCCACACCGGACAUGACGACAACACGUUGGACAGGCUGCAAAAGGAGUUAUCACCGUUGAUGGAGAAGAUUUCCCAAGAUUACAACAGGUUGCCGCAGUGGUUGGAAUGUAAUAAGGGUAUGGUGCCAGAUUUUGUGGCUAAGGAUCCGAAGAAGCAGCCUGUAUGGGAAAUAACAGGUACGGAAAUAACGAAAGCAAACAUACACACUGCUGGGGGUAUAUCGGUUCGAUUCCCGAGAGUGACGCGAAUACGGGACGACAAAAACUGGGAAACCGCAACCAAUUUUGAAGAGCUCCAAAAACUUUUCAAGACGUCGAAAGAAAAAACUGAUGUUUCACUAUUGAAUAAACUGGCAGGUGAUUCCAACGAACCGGCUAACGAGAAGAAAAAUGCUAAAGGAAAAAUAGAUAAAAUGUUUAAAAAGAUUGCAGAAAAAUCUAAAAAUGAUAUCGAUGAAACCAGUUCUUCUGACCAAAGCAAUGUUAGUGUUGAUGACAUUGAUGCAAUGGAAUCGAAAGUAAGCCCAUCAGUAUCUAAAAAGCGUAAAAUAGAUAAUGCUAAAACAGAAACACCGAAGAAAAAAAGAAAAGAAUCUAAUCGAAGCCCAAAAAAAAUAGACAGCAUUCUUAAAAAGAGUGAGUCAGAUGAAGAAGACAGUGAAGUGAAAAUAGAAACUGAGCCAAAAAAAAGAGUAAGAAUACAGUGCUAUCCAAACAAUCCUCUACCUGAACCUUUCAAAAAUAUAAGCAUCGGAUUUUUCCCUGACUUUAUAAGUUUCCCAGAAGAAGAAAGAAACCAUUUUGAGAGACAUUGGAUUGCAUAUGGCGGAUCUGUGGAUAAAUCUGUACGAUGUAUGGACGUUGAUUUUGUUGUUCAUAUUAAUGAUGUUAUAAAAUUUAAGAAAAUGCAGAAGUUGAGGAACAGAGUGCCAGAUUCUGUUAGACACGUCAGCAAGGAUUGGUUGCAGAAGUGUAUUGAUAAUGUUAAAUUAUGUAGUCCUGAUUUUUAUCCGGUUUUUAUUGAGCCGUGAUCACGGUAAUUGCUUAUUUAUCAGUGUGUUUCUUUUGGGUAACUAAUAUACAAGAAUAAUACUUAUUGAAAAAUUUGUAUACCAAAUACAGUGUUUACGUCGGGCAUUUUGGACGUAAAUUGAGCGUAAAUGCAUUGCUGAUUUUGAUACGACAAGAAGCAGUUUUACGCGCCAUGCUCGGCAGAAAUCAUCUUACGGCAAUUUUGAUUCGAGUUUUAAAAGAAUAGAGGAAGGUGUAUAUGUUUAUUUGUUUAACUUGUAUAAUAUUGUACCCAUACGAAACCGGAGCGGGUCGCUAGUGACAUAUAAAAUGCACAAGACUAACCUUGAUUGUAAAUGAAAAUGCUUCUGUUUUUGAAUUGUAAUUAUUCAUUGUUAAUAGUAAUAAAAAGAUGAAAUUAUCUUAUAUUUUACCAGUAAAUUUCAAUUGUUGAAAGCAGGUAAUUUUAAUUUUAAAUGUAGUUUAAAUCAGAACAAGCAAGUCAAAUAAAACCACAAGUGUUUAUGAGCAAGCCGGUUUUAUUUUUAUAUUUAUAUAUGUAACCCACAUGAAUUUACUUAAAAAUGUGUGAAAAUAGUUACAUCAAAAACUACUCGAAUAAAAUUUGAUUUAACUUUUUAAA